AUGACAGACAGCCACUCGCCCGGAAAUCCCAAGACUGUCCCAUCUGUGCCCACCAUCUCCACAUGCUCCAUUGCUGGCAGCAUUAGAAAUGCUAUCCACCUGCCCAGUUCCUGCCAGAGUAGGACGUGGCAACUGGUUACACAUCAAGAAAACUGCGAACUACCCAACAGUGUCCCAGUUACCUUUGCACCUGUUUCUUGUCCAUCUACCUGCUUUCCAGAGACUUCCUGUGUGGGUUUUGUUUGCCAACCCAUAGGUUCAGACGUGGCCUGCUGUGCACCUGACACCAGUGGGACUUCUCUUCCAGCUGCCCCAUGCCAGCCCUCCUGUUUGGAACCUGCUGGAUGUCACACGUCGUGCGGCGAUAACAGCCCCUGUCAGCAGAGCUCUGGCCAGCGACCUGCCUAUCCAUCAGGGUCAUGCCAGUCAGCAUGUGACACAUCAGCCCACUGUGAUGAUGGAUCCUGCCAGCCAUCCUGCUCGGAAGCAACUCCCUGUGCUGAAACCCCGUGCCUACCAGCUAGCUGUGAGGCUGGUUCAUGCCAACCAACCUGCUGCCAAGGAGGAGCGCAUCACCCCGUCAAAGGUGAAGGUCGGCUCUGCAAGUCAGUUUAUUACCAACCUAUCUGCUAUAUUCUCGAGUCCUGCCAGUCAGCUCCUUGCAUGCCUCUCUCCUGCCAGCCAUUAACUUGCAUGCUCAGUUCUUGCGGUCAAACUUGUUGUGUGCCCUCCUCUUGCCAGCCACUUCCCUGUUCACCAGCACCUUCAAUCUCCUUCAUCUGUCAGCCAGUGGUUACCUGCCAGUCCCCCUGCUGUGUCAAGAGCAACAGUAAAUCAGCUUCAUGUGCUGGCCGGUCGUUUUGUGGUAGACCCACUUCCCAUCAGAGUGGCUGCCCGUCUCCUUCUUCCCUGCCCCCUUGCUGUGUGACUGGUUUAGGCAAACCUUCCGGCAGUGGCCCCGGUUGCUGUCCACCAGCUUCUCCAAAUGUGUGCCAAGGGGGCACCAGCGUGUCCACUUCCUGA
This is a messenger RNA of Myodes glareolus (Bank vole), 1023 nucleotides long. It is a transcript of the gene Krtap29-1, whose product is annotated as keratin associated like protein 29-1. The record is from RefSeq and is a predicted model, not a curated record. Lineage: Eukaryota; Metazoa; Chordata; Mammalia; Rodentia; Cricetidae. Gene Ontology annotation, cellular component: keratin filament.